GUCACUUCAUUUCAUCUCGAAGGAGACACAAAUAGGAAAAUAGGAGAGAGAAAGAUAUUUAAAUAACUUGUUUAUGUUGUAUUAAGAGAAAACCAUUGACCUCUCUCCUCUAAAUUGUCCUAUAUAAUGGCCUGGGAGGCUCCCCAAUACUUCCCCCACAUCCAAAAGCCAUACUCCUUUGCCGUUGUAGCUUCAUCUCCACAACCCCUCUCAGUAUUCUAAAGCUCUUCUUUCCUGCUCUAGGUAUGCGCAAGCACUUCUUGAUCAUAUAAAACAGGAUGAGCCAGCAGAACGGCGCAAGGGGCUCCAAGGUGGACCUCCGGCUGAACGUGUCGCCGCCAACGAGGGGGGAGGCUUCUAGAAGGAUGGCGGUCGACAGCGAUUCUUCCUCGAACUCUUCCCCGAGCUCGUGCUUGUCCUCGGAGAACGAGCAGGGGCUGAGGUGCUCCGGUAGCCCGGAGGCGACGUCGAUGGUGCUUGCGGGGUGCCCGCGGUGCCUCAUGUACGUCAUGCUAUCCGAGGAGGACCCCAAGUGCCCCAAGUGCAAGAGCCCCGUCCUCCUCGACUUCCUCGCCAAGAAGAACGGGAAGAGCUGAAUAUUUACUUCGUAACUUUUAUCAUUGGCAGAGCAGAUGUAUUGAACUUGGUCGCCGUUCAGCUAGCAAAUUUGAUCAAGCUCAAUGCAUCUGGUCUGUUAAUUAAGGAAACAUCCUCUGCUAGUAUCACUUCCUAAGUGGCUACUUGCCAUUGAGGGUAGAUCUUCUAAAUCCUACUCCUAAUACUUAAAUUUCCAGGAAUCUCCUCUUUGCUUCUCCUUUUUCCCUAUGGCUUCAUAUAUAGGUUGUAAGAUCAUGUUUCCUGAGCUUUUGAAGACUAUGUAAGAGGGCCAUGCCAUUUCCUCUGUUCUAUAGAAUUCUUCUUCUUCUUCUUCUU
This is a messenger RNA of Ananas comosus (pineapple), 933 nucleotides long. RefSeq lists its product as uncharacterized. The transcript is spliced from 2 exons. Lineage: Eukaryota; Viridiplantae; Streptophyta; Magnoliopsida; Poales; Bromeliaceae. Bases 279 to 596 code for a protein of 105 amino acids. The record is from RefSeq and is a predicted model, not a curated record.